Messenger RNA from Perca fluviatilis (European perch), 1633 nucleotides. RefSeq lists its product as uncharacterized. NCBI's taxonomy places the organism in Eukaryota, Metazoa, Chordata, Actinopteri, Perciformes, Percidae. The transcript is spliced from 3 exons. The record is from RefSeq and is a predicted model, not a curated record. Bases 279 to 1094 code for a protein of 271 amino acids.
GACUCCGAGAGUUGGUAACUGGUAAAAGAGUUGUCUGUACACUCUGUCAAACUUCUCUUGGAAACACACAGGAGUUGUUCAAGAUGUACGGAGCGGUUCUUUUUUCUCCUCCAUGUCACCUCAGGAGCUCUGUAAUGAUGCGCCCACAGAAAAGGAAAAGACAAUACUAACCUUGCCUCAUAACGAGGCCGUGACCCAUAUUUGCUCGGUGCUAUGUCUGCAAGUCCAGAGUUACAUGAUGCUGAUAAUGACGCCAUUGUGUGAAAUGUGAUGUAGAUAUGGAUUGGGAGCCAGCAACAUCUGCACUAGUGAGCAAGUGGCCACAUGGAGUGGAGCAGCAGGACAGUUCAUCAGGUGAGGAGCUUCCUUUUCCACAGAACAGCAGGAGACCAAGAGGUAGAGGACGAGGUAGAGGAAAAUGGAGAGGCGUGGAGCGGCAGGACAGUUCAUCAGGUGAGGAGCCUCAUCUCCCCAGAACAGCAGGAGACAAAGAGGUAGAGUACGAGGAAAAGGGAGAGGCUGCAGUCAAGCCAGAUCAACCAGCCCAUCUGAAGAGAGGUGGAAUGAUGUUGACGUUCCAGACAUCACACCACCAUAGCCCACCUUCAGAACCCAGAAAUGUCCCAGGACCCCAGCUCAUACGUAGUGCUACGUACACAGCCGUGCAGUUGUUUCAACUCUUUUUUACCAACUCUGUUUUGAAGACAAUACUUGAAAACACCAACAACUGUGGCUCAACACAUCAUUCAACACCCUCUAUCCCGUGGAUUGAUUUGAAAUUGCAGGACAUGUUUGCAUUCAUGUCUUUAGUUGUUUACAUGGGUGUAGUCAAAUGCUUUUCUUUCACUGAUUACUGGCGUGGGGGUCAUCUUUAUAGCUUGCUGUUCCCGAGACGGGUAAUAACUGGUAAAAAGUUCCUCAGGAUCUCCCAGUCCCUUCACCUCAGCAGCUCCGUGGGGGAUGCUGCUAAUGAUGAAAGGAGAGGCACAGGAGCCUACGACCAUCUGGGUAAGAUAAAGCCGCUCUACGAGGAGAUGAGGGACUCCUGUAGAAGAAACUAUCACCCUGGCCAGGAAAUCACCAUUGAUGAGUGAAUGGUUGCUUCAAAAGCCCGCACUGGUCUGAAACAAUAUAUGAAAAACUAUGUGAAAAAAUAUGGGUUAUAAACUCUUUGUUCUGGCAGACUCCAGGAACGGUUAUACAUGGGACUUUUUUGUUUAUGAGGGAAAAUGCCAGGGAAACAGUGGUAAGGGACUCAGUUAUGAGGCAGUGAUGGAGCUAAUUGAUGAACAGUUGCUGGGCAUAAGGUCUUUGUGGACAAUUUUUAUACAAGUCCAAUCCUGUUUCGUGACCUCCUUCUGAAGAGGAUUUGGGCAUGCGGAACCAUCCGCACAAACAGAAUCGGAUUCCCAAGGUCAAAGGUCAACAUUCUGGUCUCAAAAUCUCCCCGUGGCAGCAUAUGCUGGAUCAGGAAUAACUCCCUGCUCUUUGUUCAGUGGCGAGACACAAGGGAUGUUUUUCUGUGCUCAACUCUCCACAGGGCCCACGCAGAGGACACAGUGCAGAGGAGGGUCAAAGGUGCAGAUGGGCAGUGGCAGUUGAAGGACGUCUCAGUUCCACUAGUGGUGAAGGA